AUGACGACACCCCCUCCAUCUCCCACACAGGCCGAGAUUCCUUCUGAUGGGACGUCUAGGAAAACUAGACAAGCCACUCGGCUAAGAAGGUUGACAGCAAGAACAUUGGAGCAAGCAAGGGCAACAGUCAGUGUGAAUCCAGCGACUGGUAGAGGAUCCGGACCUCACAAGGAUCAGUUUCACAGUUACCUUGGAGUUGUGGCACGAGACAAGAUUCCAAUUGUUCACGCUAGCUGGAAUGAUAUACCUGAAACACUGAAGAACAUGAUAUGGGAUGACAUAUUGGCAAAAUUCGACAUCCCCGAGGGUGAUAAUGCCAAAAAGAAGGUGAUGUCAACUGUGGCAACGCGUUGGAGGCAAUUUAAGUCGGCGUUGACAACAAAAUAUGUGUAUGGUAACACUGACGGCCAAGCAAAAGAUGAUCCUUUGGUUAAAUAUGGCAUUAAUGAAAAAGAUUGGGCCGAGUUUGCAAAAAUGAGGCAAACCCCUACCUGGCAGGGGAUACGAAAAAAGGCACAAGAAAUUCAAAAGUACAAUGACUCUCCGCACUUGUUGUCUAGGGGAAGCUAUGAGCUGCUAGAAAAAAAAUUAAUGGCUGAAAAAAGGAAGAUACGAGAAGAACAAGCAGCAUUUACUGAGGACCCUUCAUUGUACCUCCCACCAUCACCAAUUUCUAGACACGAGAAAUGGAAGAGUGCACCCACAAAACAAUAUGGCCAGAUGACAUCUCAAGCCGCCAAAGAAAUUGCUAACAAAAUUGUAAGCAACUAUUAUCAUUAA
Molecule: messenger RNA, 780 nt
Organism: Glycine soja
Lineage: Eukaryota; Viridiplantae; Streptophyta; Magnoliopsida; Fabales; Fabaceae
Exons: 3
Coding region: 1-780 (259 amino acids)
Source: RefSeq, a predicted model, not a curated record